Molecule: messenger RNA, 1668 nt
Organism: Thyridium curvatum
Lineage: Eukaryota; Fungi; Ascomycota; Sordariomycetes; Thyridiales; Thyridiaceae
Exons: 3
Coding region: 1-1668 (555 amino acids)
Biological process (GO): secondary metabolite biosynthetic process
Molecular function (GO): FAD binding; monooxygenase activity
Source: RefSeq, a predicted model, not a curated record
AUGUCCAACGCAUCUGCGGCCACCAACGGAGCGCCGACGUUCUUCGCUGUCGGAGACAAGCGCGAAUUUGACCCAGAGAACUGGACCCCGAAGUCAAAUGGCAACUCGAACAACAACAACAACACGGCUAACAAACACGGAGAAGCCUUUGAAUUGCCAGAGCGUGAUACAGAUACUGGAAUCAAGGUUCUCAUCAUCGGUGCCGGGUUCGCCGGGCUGACCGCCGCACUAGAGUGCUGGAGGAAGGGCCACGAAGUGGUCGGCAUCCUAGAACGCAAUGAAGGGCCCAACUAUAGUGGUGACCUCAUCAUCAUCCAGCCCUCUGCACUGGAGAUGAUGCGGUACUGGCCGCAGAUGCGCCGCGACCUGCAGCACGACAAGGUCGUGGCCGGUACCUACUACUACCGCCACGACGGCGAGCUCAUCGACGGGCCUUCUGUCCCCAACUUCAAUGCCCCGGAGUUCGUGGCCGAGCGCGCCAAGAGACACCCCGAAGGGUUCCCCGAGGCCGGGGCCGUGCAGAUCCGCAGAAAGUUCUACCGCAUGCUGCUCAAGCAGGUCGCGUGCCUGGGCCUCAGAGUCGAGUACGGCCAGCGCGUCGAACGGUACUAUGAGGAUGACGACGCAGGGGAGGCAGGCGUCGUGCUGGCAGACGGCUCGUCCCGCGCAGCCCACGUCGCUAACCCAUGCCUCCCCCUCCAACCAGUCGUGGCAGCCGACGGCAUUCGCUCGCGCUCGGAGCAAUUGAUGUCGGGCAAAAGCGACUCGGGCAUGGAGCCCAGCGGGAUGUCGGUCUACCGCACCGCGUUCCCGCUCGAGUACGCCCUCAGGGACGAAAUGGUCCGCGCGCGCUGGCAGGGCCGCCACACGUACGAGUUCUGGAUGGGCUCGGGCAUGCACAUCGGGCUGUACAUGUCGGACGAAGUGGCCGCGCUGGGCAUCACCCCGCGCGACGAGUUCCUGGACCCCGACAAGCUCCCGCGCAGCGAGAACUGGGACCCCGAGGUCGACCCCGACGAGGUCAUCGCCGUCAUGCGCCGGGCCAUGGCGUCCGCCGCCGACAAGUCCGACUCUGCGUGGCACCCGGUGCUCGAGGCCCUGGUCCGCACCGCCCCGAAGGGCAGCCUGAUCCACUGGCCCCUGCUCUGGCGCAACCUCAAGAGCGACUGGGUCUCGGAGAAGACGGGGCGAAUCGUCCAGAUCGGGGAUUCGGCGCAUUCCACCGUCCCCGCGUCUGCCGCCGGCGGGACCCUGGCUCUCGAGGACGCCGUCACGCUGGCCACAUGUCUCCGACUCGCGGGCGUCGGCGACGUAGCCCUCGCCAACCGGGUCUACAACCUGCUGCGGUACGAGAGGGCGAGCUGCACCCAGAAGGUGGCUUUUGUGAACGCCCAGACGCUGGGCCACACCACUGACUGGGACGCCCUGCGCAAGAAUCCGGAGAAGGCUCGCAUUCGGUACCCUAAAUGGCUGUUCCGCCACGACCCGGAGGCGUAUGUUUCGGAGAAGUGGUCUGAGGCCUCGGAGCAUCUGAAGAAGGGGACCAAGUUCCAGAAUACAAACAUUCCGCCUGGUCAUACUUUCAGUCACUGGACCAUUCAGGACAUCCACAAGCAGAUUGCAGAGGGGAAAAGAGUUCAGGAUCUUCUUGACGGUGAUUGGUCUUGA